CAACAAGAACGAAAAACAACAAGGACGAUUCUGAAAAAGUUCAACAAACGAACGUUAAAGGAUUAAAUUGUCUGCCAUUGAUAUUAAGUGUUUUAAAUGUCAUUGCAAGUGUUUAAUUCACGCGAAACGAAAAGAGAAAAUUGAAAACAGGCGCAGUUGCAGAGAGAAAAAUUUGCAUAUAAAGCUACAGUCUUAAUUUUUAUUUAUAGCGUAAUUUUAAUUUAAGCCUUGAAAAUAAUUGUUGUAGUGUAGCAAUAGGAAUAGCAAUCUUCAACCUUUUUUAUUGUAAUAAAAGAUUAAGCUAAUAGAAAGGAAGACACAAAAACGUGUUGUGUGUGAAAAAGAAAAUUCAAAACAAACAUAUAUUACGGUAGAUCAAAAGCUCGCAAAGCCAAGUGCGAAUUGAUAAGACAAAGUCAAGACUGAUAAAGUGAAAGAAAAAAGAAUCGAAGGAGAAUUUGAAGCAGAGUGCAAAGGUUGUAGCUGCAGCACUAAAAAGAGACCACAAACCGAGUGGGUCAUCGCAAGAUGUUGACCCUGUGGACGGCACUUUUCUGCUGCCUGACGGGGCUGGCCGUGUGCUACCAGCGGCAAUCUGUAAGCAACAACAAUCACAAUAACGCCGAGGCGAAGCCGACCCAUGCGCCCCCCUCGCAUUAUCCUCAUGGCCACAAGUGGAACGAGCCGUACUUUGAUCUCACGAUGCCCAGGAACAUCACUUCGCUGGUGGGCAAAUCCGCAUAUCUGGGCUGUCGUGUCAAGCAUCUUGGCAAUAAGACGGUUGCCUGGAUACGACAUCGUGACCUGCACAUCCUCACCGUGGGCACCUACACCUACACGACGGAUCAACGGUUCCAGACCUCCUACCAUCGGGACAUUGACGAGUGGACCCUGCAGAUCAAGUGGGCCCAGCAGAGGGACGCCGGCGUCUACGAGUGCCAAAUAUCCACGCAGCCCGUGCGCAGCUACUCCGUCAACCUGAACAUCGUGGACCUGAUAGACGCCGAGACCAGCGAUAUGAUGCAGCAGUAUUAUAACGAUGACGCCUUCUAUAUAGCCGAGAAUCGGGUGUACCAGUCCAGUAACGAUGAGUUCGCCGGCAUGUUUGGACCCAUACAGACAGUUGCGGUGCCCACGGCCACCAUUCUGGGAGGACCCGAUCUGUAUGUGGACAAGGGCAGCACCAUAAAUCUCACUUGCAUCAUCAAGUUCAGCCCGGAGCCACCGACCCAUAUCUUCUGGUAUCAUCAGGAUAAGGUGCUCAGCGAGGAAACUUCGGGCGGCCGGCUGAAAUUCAAGACCAUCAAAUCGGAGGAGACCAAAUCCAUUUUGCUCAUUUACGAUGCGGAUCUCCUGCACUCCGGCAAAUACUCGUGCUAUCCUUCGAACACGGAGAUAGCCAGCAUACGCGUCCACGUCCUUCAGGGCGAGCGACCCGAGGCGAUGCAAACGAACGCGGCACCGGCCGCCGUUGCCCUGGCCUGUUGGUCCUGUCACUUUGGCCAGGCCACGCAGGCGGUCAGGGUAAUUAGCACAAUGGUGGCGGCACUUGUAUUGUUGGAGGCCUGCUCCUCGCUGCUGCUGCAGGGUGGUGGCGCAGGUGGAGGAGGUGGAUGUCCUGGAGGAGGAUCGCCCGCAGGAGGAGUGCCCACUCGAGUCAGGGAGAUACGGGAGAAACCGCUCACAAGCUCCCUGCUGCACGGUGAUAAAUUAAUGUCGCCCAGUUGGAAUUCCACCGCCAAUGCAGCCUCCGAGUGCAGCUGAAAUGAUUUAUACUCAAAGUUACAGGAGCAUCGGGAGCAGAAGCAGGAGCAGCAGCAUCUGAGGUCCUGCCACUCGAGCUGCAUGUAAUACCUAUCUGAAAAACCAACUAAUUAUGCUAAUGAUAGAAGGAGCCGCGACGCUGCUCCUGGAGCUGCUUCUCCUGCUCCUUGGCAAGUUGUAAGUAAGCGUGUUUCUAAUUAAGUGGGCUGGGGAUUAGUUAGUUAGGCGGAAAUCGGAGCCAUGUACAUAAACUUCUCACGUAAAUUGCCAGCACACCAGCGAAACUAGCUAAAUGGAAAGCAUUUCGAACGAAUCAUCAAAUUGGAGAACUAUAUUCAAGUGGUUUGCUUGUAGAGCCAUGGCUAGAAGUUUAAAUAAAUAAUAAAGAAAAUGGAGAACAGGGGUGUUUUGGAGCUAGUAGAGAUUUAAAAACAGUCAUUAAAGUGUCUAUGACCUAAGGUACCACAUAAUUUGUUCUAUAGCUAUAAGGCAAAAGAAACGUAAUUUGUAUAUAGUGUAGCACUUGACUACUGUUUUUGAAUAUCUUCGUAUUUCUGAAGGACCCCCAUUAGUAACUUAAGUAUAUACAUACGUAGCGAAAGUUUACUCAGAUCGUUGUAAAUACUAUUGGGAUUCGUUCUCGAUUUAUCUGUGUGUUGCCCUUGGGUUACCCUGUAUAGCCUAGAGUUUAAGCAAUGUACAUACUUAGAGAUACAAAGUAGCUAACUGAUUCGACACGAACUUCUUCGAAGGUUCCUAAACUAAUUUUUUAACAACUUUACAUGUCCCAUGGUCUCCCUCAAUAAUCUAUGGGAACUCGGAGAAUGCAUGAGAAAUUCCUGCCAAAAACCCGCUUCAGUUUGAAGUGCGACUUUCCGGGCUGGCAAUUUAUUUAGAAGAAUUUCGAAUUUCUCCAAGUCAUGUGGGCAGUUCCUGUUCCCAUUUACCAUCUACCAACUCCAAGCAAUUGCUGCGAGUUCAUUGCUCUCCGAGUCCGGGGAAAUUUAGAGCCACCCAGUUCGGCAUGUCCGGUUGCAUUUAUAUGGCCUGUCCCACCAGAAAAAAGGGGCAAAAGACGAGGACGAAGACACAACUGGCAAGUCACUUUUCACUCUUGUCAACAAAAUAUUUGCAUUUCCAUUUCGGUCCGAGGCCGUCGAAUGUGUUCACGUUGGGUUCGGGUUCGUCUUGAAGGACUUUGGCCGGGACACCGGGCUCGUCUUCCUGUGCCACAUUUAAAAAUGUAUGGGUUCCACGGCCGGUAAAUGGGGCCGAGUUUAACUGAUCAAAAUUGUAAAUAAACCUGCAUAUAUACCAUAUGAAUAAACUAUAAAUUGUACUCAAGUAUUCGUGUGGUAGUCAUACAUUACAUAUAUGAAAACACAAACAUAAGAAUGCACAGUGCUCGCAAAUCGGACAUGAAUAUAUAUAUAGAUAUGGAUUUAUAUACGUAUAUGGAUGUAUCGAUAUUAAAAAUGUAAACCCAACGCAUGCAAAAUUAGUCGCGACAUGUAAAUGAAUGUUUAAUGGGUAAAUUAAUGUUGCCAUAAAAGGGACAGGAAAAAACCAUGAAUAUAAUUGCAAUUAAGCAAAUAAAAUGAAAUAUAUGUUAGAAGCAUAAUAUGGGGAAAAAUAGAGAGUAUUAUAACAGAAGCCGAAAAGCAGAAAGCGGAAACAAAAACAAACUCUGUUGACUUUUGUUGCAAACAAAAUGGCAACGCAUUAUAAAGAUUAUGAAAUUGUUUUUAAUUUUUAAGCGAGUAGCCACGUAAACAUGAAAAUCGGAAUGAAAAAUUUCAAUAAAGUUUUUUUAGUUAUUACCAUCCAA
Molecule: messenger RNA, 3592 nt
Organism: Drosophila sechellia
Lineage: Eukaryota; Metazoa; Arthropoda; Insecta; Diptera; Drosophilidae
Gene: dpr10
Product: defective proboscis extension response 10
Exons: 8
Coding region: 529-1764 (411 amino acids)
Biological process (GO): synapse organization
Cellular component (GO): neuron projection membrane
Source: RefSeq, a predicted model, not a curated record